UGGCUGCAGGGGACGGGUAUCAGGUUGCUGAUUUCCCUGGUUUUACAUGGAGCACCUGUGUUUGAAACAUUUAAAACUCUUUUUUCUGGGAAGUCUGGAGCUUUCAGAGGGAUCUGUUUCUUGAAAAUGCCCAAACAAACAAAAACUCUCAGUUUGGAGAUAGAACCGCGAUGGAGACCUGCACUGUCCGAACCAUGCCGUGCAGGGAACAGACUGUAGUUUCCGUUUGAGUCCCAAAUUUUGACCGGAGCGACUAUGGACAAGUUCCUCCAGAUCGCUCCGCACUCCCUGGCGCUGGUGCUGUCGCGCCUUUGCAGAGUAGAUGGAGAGGACUCACCGUCGCCACCGGCCUUGCUCUCAGUAAACUUAAAGCAUCACUCUGGCUAUGAGGUCUUCGCUAAUUUCAAAGCCGUCAACAUGCAGCAUUUCUGGAACAAGGCGCUGACACACGCGCUGACAGAGAUCUUCUUCCUGGGCUGGAUAGAUGAGCAUGUGCUGCUGAUCCAAGGGAAAGAGGUGCACCUUCAGGUCCUCAGGAACGGAUGGACGAGACGGACCUUGCAACCUCCCGAGGGCUUUGACAUCAAAUACAUAGGUGACGUGUCUCCGAUCAGUAUGUCACCUAUCAGCCAGUCACAGUUCAUCCCGCUGGGAGAGAUCUUGUGCUUGGCCAUCUCUGCUAUGAACUCUGCCCACAAGCCUGUCAACCAGGAGGCACUGGUGGAGCACCUCACUGCCAGCUUCCCAGGUGUGCCUACACCCAGCUCAGAGGUUUUGCGACAUACCCUAAACAUGCUGGUGCGAGAGAGGAAGAUCUACCCAACUCCAGAGGGCUACUUCAUUGUCACUCCCCAGACCUACUUUAUCACUCCUUCUCUCAUCAGAACAAACAACAAGUGGUAUCACCUGGAUGAUCGACUGCAAGAGCGUCCACAGCCGCAGCAGCAGCAGCAACAACAGCAGCAGCAACAACAACAACAACAACAACAGCCACAGCAACAACCUCAGCAUUGUGCUACACCUCAGUCUGGCAAUGCCACACCAUCCACGCCUGGCUGUCUGAGGGAGAGGCCUCCUCGCAAGAAUAACAAUGAUUCGUACAAUUCCUAUCGCGAAGACCCGUCCAAACAUCACCCCCCUGCACUCCCGAGCAAGUCACCAAAGGAGCACAGGGGAGAUUCCUAUCAAAGUAAGCCACCCAAGGAUCACAGCGGCGGGGAUCCUCCGCCGAGUGCGUCAGCCAAGGAGCACCGAGGUGAGCCGCCAUCGUACCCCCAUCCCCCGGCUCCCACCUCUCCCCCUGCCCAGCAAUCGCCGUCUCAAGAUCCAGCUGAUAAGGGCAAAAGCAUCACUUCUUUCCCCUAUAAAACUGACACUCUGACCAAAAAGAAAGAAGGAAGUGGUGGUGGUGGCGGAAGCGGCGAGAAGCAAUCCAAAAGGUUCGGACUCAGGCUCUUUAGGCUGAGUUUUAAGAAGGACAAAAUGAGGCAGCUGGCAACCUUCUCAGCCCAGUUCCCUCCGGAGGAGUGGCCGCUUCGUGACGAGGAUGUGCCAACCACACCCAUCCCCCGCGAAGUGGAGAUGGAGAUCAUUCGCAGAAUCAACCCCGACCUAACGGUGGAGAAUGUUGCGAGGCACACGGCUGUGAUGAAGAGGUUAGAGGAAGAGCGCACGCAGAAGAACAAAGCGGGGUCUUCAGCCCAGCACAGCGCACGCAGCAGGAGGGGCAGAGGCCACCGGAGGGCUCCUCAUGGUAAGUCCCGUUCUCAUAGCAAACCGCGGACCUCCAGGGGAGACCCAUCUGAGGGUUCAAACUGGGAUCUUGUGUUCAUGGAAAGGGAUUACCGCUUCUUUAGCCACUCGUUAGUUCGCUCACCCCGAGAGGCUAUGUACACCUUGGAGCGCAGGCGAAGUGGCGGAGCGACAUACCUGGUCCACAGCAACCCCAACAUCACUGAGUCAUACUGCCCUGUUACCCCUGAGUGGGAUGUGUCUGGGGAGCUAGCUAAGAGACGGACAGAGAUGCCCUUCCCCGAGCCUUCACGUGGAACAUGCCAGUCCAGAGUGCAAAGGAGUCACAGUCACAAUCAGGACAGGAAGUCUCGUCACGAGAGGUCAGAUCAGGCGAAAGAACGAUCUCGGUCCAUGGACAACUCUCUAAAAGGCCCGUCACUGGGUGCACCAGAAGACUUUGAACCAAGUCUGGAGGAGCGUAGUCAUUACUACACUGAUGAUGGCACCCUGCGGGCCACGCAGAAGUCCUCCCAUUACUCAAGGAUCAUGUUCUCUGCUGCUAAGUUCCACUCUGAUUUCAAUGUGCCUGAUUUGGGGAAAGGGAGUUUGGAUGAGUCAAGGAUCCGGAGUACAAUGGAGAGGAACAAAAGCAGAGACAGCCUGCCAACGUACAAUGAGCUAAUGGGACUUUCUUCUAAGCCCUCAACAGAUGAGUACUUCCAGUGCAAUACGUCAAAUGAAACAAUCUUAACUGCCCCUUCGCCUCAGGCAAAAUCAGAAUAUGACACAUUAACCUCAUCAGGGGGACUCCGAAAGGGCUCUCCGGCUGACCGCCAAACGCCUCACCUCACCUCUCCUCACACGAUGGAGUACAAAGAGGACUUGUCGGCAGCAAAAGGACAGAACGGCUCAACGCGACUGACGCCAAGCCAGACGCCGGAGCCGGCGCAAAAUGCCCGUUUGACGCCACACCAACACAAUGUCGAUCCCGGAGGGGGAGGAGGUGGUAUGGUGAUCAAGAGGAAAGAAAUCUUCAGCAAGGACACUUUGUUCAAACCUCCACACAAUGCCUUGUCCAGCGGCUACGUGGACAGCAGCUACACCAAGUCUGGCACAUUGCGGAAAGCCUCACAUGCCAAAUCAACAGAGGCCCUAGACAAUCCUGAGCCCCAGCAGCCUUCCAAUUCAGCGACUUCCUCAGCGUCACCUGCAGUUUUACAGGGCUGCUUAGAGCCAACAGUCCCCUCCGCCUCCUUUGACUAUUAUAAUGUAUCCGACGACGAGGAAGAGCCAGAGGAGGACUCGCACAAAGAGUUGGCUUCGGCAGAGGACAACAAAGACCACGGGGAAGGGGGUGGUAAUGGUGGAGGCAGUGGUGGUGGUGGGGAGGGAACCAUGCAGUGGCUCCUGGAACGGGAGAAGGACCACGAUCUGCAGCGAAAACUGGAGACCAAUCUGACUUUACUCAGCCCCAAGGAGACAGAGAAUAGCAGCAGCCAGAAGUCAGCCCACUCUGCCCGUUUGGACAGCAUGGACAGCAGCAGUGUCACGGUGGACAGUGGAUUCAACUCCCCCAGGACACGUGAAAGCCUUGCAUCCAACACAUCCAGCAUAGUGGAAAGCAAUAGACGGCAAAAUCCAGCGCUGAGCCCCGGCCACAUUGGCACCAGUAGUAUCGGACUGCCAUUCAGCUUUCGCACCAUCCCAGAGCCCCCCACCACACAGCCUGAGAAACUCCAGAAGUCAUCGAACUGCCUGGCCUCCAUCACCAGCGUCUGACAGGCAGCACAGACUGAGACCAUAACGGUGGUGGAGGAGAGAGGAAAGUGGGGUGCUUCACCAGUUUUUUCCACCCACGCUUUCCUCAACCAAUACACACACAUAAACACUCACACGCGUACAUCUUCAGACUCCUGAGAAUCCAUUUACUGGGACUGUUAUAAAAACAGGCAUGGCUUCAAUAGACUGUUCCCACAGCUUCAAGAACUUAACUGCAAAAAACAGAAGAAAAACUACAGAAUAUCCAGACAACUGUAGGUGAAGGAACCUACCUGAAGUACUUUGAUUUUGGUGACAUGGACUCUAGUUUGGCUUAUAUCAAGAUUCUUGACUAUUGGUAUUGGAAAGUAGUAGACUAUAGGAUUCAAGUUACAUUUGGAAAUAUCAAGGAAAAAAACAACUUUUUAUAUUGCUUAACAAUACAUGUCCAAUUAAAUGUUCUCCUUCCUGAAAUAGUUCUUCAGGACGAUUUAAUGUAUCAGCACAAUGUCAAGAUAAUAAAAGUUGAUCCUGAGAACAACAAAUGAAAGAUAUUAACACAUAAAUCAGCUCAGAUUUGUGUACCGCAAUGCAAAUUAUGUAUGUAUACUCGAUACUUUUGAUAUCCUAAUUAUUAUAAUGGUGGUAUUAAAGAUGCUAUGUGACCAAAAA
Messenger RNA from Neolamprologus brichardi, 4164 nucleotides. It is a transcript of the gene stox2a, whose product is annotated as storkhead box 2a. NCBI's taxonomy places the organism in Eukaryota, Metazoa, Chordata, Actinopteri, Cichliformes, Cichlidae. Gene Ontology annotation, cellular component: cytoplasm; nucleus. Gene Ontology annotation, molecular function: RNA polymerase II transcription regulatory region sequence-specific DNA binding. The record is from RefSeq and is a predicted model, not a curated record. Gene Ontology annotation, biological process: regulation of transcription by RNA polymerase II.